AAUACGUUAGUGGGUUACCUAGGCAACCGGAAACUGCUAGACCAACCGCCAGCUUCAUCCUCCACUUAGAAAAAUAUUUUUCCUCUGUUGGUUUGCGAGUGUUACUGGUGCUUUUAACACAACACCGGGAUGGGUCAGCAGAUCUCAGGUCAGGGAGUUAUGAACCAGCUCCGUCAGAAGCUGGAGAAAUGUUUAGAAUUGCUUCGUGACAGUCGCUACUUAACUUACGAGGAGUUCCUGGGAAGACUGGCUGAACUUAAUGACAUUACUGCUGAACAGCAGAAUGACCUGCUGUUUGAAGUGCAGCCAGGAUCUGAUGCUACAGCCUUGUGGAAAGUGGCUGUCAGGGUUGUGUGUACCAAGAUCAGUAAGGAGAAUGGCAUGGUGGAAGCAUCGCAGAUCAUGAACCUGUAUCAGUUCAUCAAGCUGUAUCAUGACAUCGCCAGCCAGAGUCUUCAGGUGCCGUCUGCAAAGAGCCCCUCUACUGAGCUCCUGGCUGACUCCUGCCAGGCCAGCAGGAGUGGCCAGAGCCUAAGCAACCUAGCAUGUCAUCUGCAUGUGACUGCUGACAGCGAAUCAUGGGUAAUAUCUGAUCUUCAGAGACUACUUCCCUAAUGUGACUAAUGAGGGAAGCCACCCAUACAUGCUUUAAAAUGUCGAAUACUUAGCUAAGUACAUAGGAAAUGGAGAUACACCCACAUAAGAAGACUUUUUCCUCCUAAAGAGCAAGAUAGAAAAUAAUCCAGCAGGUUUCUUCUCUCUAUAUUCUUUGUGACAGCCUCUGAAAAUGAAAAUCUCCUCUUUUAAGUCCUAAAAAUCCCAGGAUGCUUUUUGAAACCAGUUUUGUGAUAUGUUGUUUGAAGUGAAAAAUAAAUCUGUAUUUGUAUAUUAUAAUAAAUUGUAACAUUCACGGA
Molecule: messenger RNA, 914 nt
Organism: Pundamilia nyererei
Lineage: Eukaryota; Metazoa; Chordata; Actinopteri; Cichliformes; Cichlidae
Product: RING finger protein 141-like
Exons: 4
Coding region: 130-615 (161 amino acids)
Source: RefSeq, a predicted model, not a curated record